AGGAGGCGGUGCUUCCCCUUCUCCCCGGCGGUUAGUGCUGAGAGUGCGGAGUGUGUGCUCCGGGCUCGGAACACACAUUUAUUAUUAAAAAAAUCCAAAAAAAAUCUAAAAAAAUCUUUUAAAAAACCCCAAAAAAAAAUUUACAAAAAAAUCCGCGUCUCCCCCGCCGGAGACUUUUAUUUUUUUUUUUCCUUCCUCUUUUAUAAAAUAACCCGGUGAAGCAGCCGAGACCGACCCGCCCGCCCGCGGCCCCGCAGCAGCUCCAAGAAGGAACCAAGAGACCGAGGCCUUCUCCCGCUGCCCGGACCCGACACCGCCACCCUCGCUCCCCAGCCGGCAGCCAGCAGCCAAGCCUCCAGCGGCAGCGGAUCGACCCGAUUCUGCGGCCGUUGAGUAGUUCCCGAUUCCGGUUGAUUUUUGUCCCUCUGCGCUUGCCCCCGCUCCCCUCCCCCCGGCUCCGGCCCCCCGGCCCCGGCACUCUCUCCCCUCCUCUGACGGGAAAGGUCGCGCGGCCUGUGGCCCUGCAGGCAGCCGUGCCGAGAUGAACCCCAGCGCCCCCAGCUACCCCAUGGCCUCGCUCUACGUGGGGGACCUACACCCCGAUGUGACCGAGGCGAUGCUCUAUGAGAAGUUCAGCCCGGCCGGGCCCAUCCUCUCCAUCCGGGUCUGCAGGGACAUGAUCACCCGCCGCUCCUUGGGCUACGCGUAUGUGAACUUCCAGCAGCCGGCGGACGCGGAGCGUGCUUUGGACACCAUGAAUUUUGAUGUGAUAAAGGGCAAGCCAGUACGCAUCAUGUGGUCUCAGCGUGAUCCAUCACUUCGCAAAAGUGGUGUGGGCAACAUAUUCAUUAAAAAUUUGGAUAAAUCCAUUGAUAAUAAAGCACUGUAUGAUACAUUUUCUGCUUUUGGUAACAUCCUUUCAUGUAAGGUGGUUUGUGAUGAAAAUGGUUCCAAGGGUUAUGGAUUUGUGCAUUUUGAGACACAGGAAGCAGCUGAAAGAGCUAUUGAAAAAAUGAAUGGGAUGCUUCUAAAUGAUCGCAAAGUAUUUGUUGGAAGAUUUAAGUCUCGUAAAGAACGAGAAGCAGAACUUGGAGCUAGAGCAAAAGAGUUCACCAAUGUUUACAUCAAGAAUUUUGGAGAAGACAUGGAUGAUGAGCGCCUUAAGGAUCUCUUUGGCAAGUUUGGGCCUGCCUUAAGUGUGAAAGUAAUGACUGAUGAGAGUGGAAAAUCCAAAGGCUUUGGAUUUGUAAGCUUUGAAAGGCAUGAAGAUGCACAAAAAGCUGUGGAUGAGAUGAAUGGAAAAGAGCUCAAUGGAAAACAAAUUUAUGUUGGUCGAGCCCAGAAAAAAGUGGAACGACAGACAGAACUUAAGCGCAAAUUUGAACAGAUGAAGCAAGAUAGGAUCACCAGAUACCAGGGUGUUAACCUUUAUGUGAAAAAUCUUGAUGAUGGUAUUGAUGAUGAACGUCUCCGGAAAGAGUUUUCUCCAUUUGGCACAAUCACCAGUGCAAAGGUUAUGAUGGAGGGUGGUCGCAGCAAAGGUUUUGGUUUUGUAUGUUUCUCCUCCCCAGAAGAAGCUACUAAAGCAGUUACGGAAAUGAACGGUAGAAUUGUGGCCACCAAGCCAUUGUAUGUAGCUUUAGCUCAGCGCAAAGAAGAGCGCCAGGCUCACCUCACUAACCAAUAUAUGCAGAGGAUGGCAAGUGUAAGAGCUGUGCCCAACCCCGUAAUCAACCCCUACCAGCCAGCACCUCCUUCAGGUUACUUCAUGGCAGCUAUCCCACAGACUCAGAACCGUGCUGCGUACUACCCUCCUAGCCAGAUUGCCCAACUAAGACCAAGUCCUCGCUGGACUGCUCAGGGUGCCAGACCUCAUCCAUUCCAAAAUAUGCCCGGUGCUAUCCGCCCAGCCGCUCCUAGACCACCAUUUAGUACUAUGAGACCAGCUUCUUCACAGGUUCCACGAGUCAUGUCGACACAGCGUGUUGCUAACACAUCAACACAGACGAUGGGUCCACGUCCCGCAGCUGCUGCUGCUGCAGCUACUCCUGCUGUUCGCACCGUUCCACAGUACAAAUAUGCUGCGGGAGUUCGCAAUCCUCAACAGCAUCUUAAUGCACAGCCACAAGUCACCAUGCAGCAGCCCGCUGUUCAUGUACAAGGUCAGGAGCCUCUGACUGCUUCCAUGUUGGCAUCUGCCCCUCCUCAAGAGCAGAAGCAAAUGUUGGGUGAACGGCUCUUUCCUCUAAUUCAAGCCAUGCACCCUACUCUUGCUGGUAAAAUCACUGGCAUGUUGUUGGAGAUUGAUAAUUCAGAACUUCUUCAUAUGCUUGAGUCUCCAGAGUCUCUCCGUUCUAAAGUUGAUGAAGCUGUAGCCGUAUUACAAGCCCACCAAGCAAAAGAGGCUGCCCAGAAAGCAGUUAACAGUGCCACCGGGGUUCCGACUGUCUAAAAUGAUCAGGGACCAUGAGAAGAAACUCGUGCUUCACCGAAGAAAAAUACCUAAACAUCGAAAAACUUAAAUAUUAUGGAAAAAAAACAUUGCAAAAUAUAAAAUAAAUAAAAAAAGGAAAGGAAACUUUGAACCUUAUGUACCGAGCAAAUGCCAGGUCUAGCAAACAUAGUGCUAGUCCUAGAUUACUUAUUGAUUUAAAAACAACAAAAAAACACAAAAAAAUAGUAAAAUAUAAAAACAAAUUAAUGUUUUAUAGACCAUGGGAAAAAGAAUUUUCAGCAAAGUACAAAAAUUUAAAGCAUUCCUUUCUUUAAUUUUGUAAUUCUUUACUGUGGAAUAGCUCAGAAUGUCACUUCUGUUUUAAGUAACAGAAUUGAUAACUGAGCAAGGAAACGUAAUUUGGAUUAUAAAAUUCUUGCUUUAAUAAAAAUUCCUUAAACAGUGCACAGUGAUGUUAUGCUAUUUUAUUUCUCUUUGUAAUUGGCUUGGGAAAAUAAGUGAUAGUUGGAACUGACGUUAAGAGCCUCUUUCAUAACAAAGAUAUUGUUUUUCAGAAAUUUAUUAGGUUUAUGGAAGAGACAUAAUGCAUUUUAUGAAGUCAGAUUUCCAUGUGAUUUCUUUUGAGAUGAUUUCAAUAUAUGAUACGUUAAGGUUUCUAGGCUGGGAGAUAGCUUUUAAACUAUCACUUAUGUGGUAUAAAACAGUAAUAACUACUGUGUUUGCUGGACAGGAAGGUGUAGAUAAUAUAAAAAUUAUACUAAAAACUAGUUACAUUAAGUGUACUUAGGAUUAGUUUUAAGCCUUAAUUUUAUAGACUUGUAAUUUGACUUAUUGAUUAUUGCGACUUAACUCAGUAUAAUACCUUAUCAUCCAAAGUACUUUUAAAUAAUGAAGAUAAUAGGGUUUCUCCAUUGAGAGAAGUGGGUUUAGAACAUCAGGAUUGGGGCCCGGGGCAUACACAUUAAACAGGUAUCCCUGACAAUUUCAGUGUGCUUUAGAGAAUGAUCUGGUUUCAACUCUUAUUUCAUUCUCUACACACUACUGCCAGAGUUUGCUUUGUGAGUUGCAUAUCUGAUUAUCACCAUGCUAGAAUUACCUCAACUGUCUUGCCUUUGGGAGCAAAUAAGUCUAAAACUUUAGUUAUGACAGUGCCAGCCCUCCCUGCAUAUUGAAGCCUUAACCAUGCUUCUGUACCUGGAAUGUGUUUCACCUUAUUCUGAAACUCAAGAUACACAAACCCCACUUCCUGCCUCAUGGCUUAUAUCAUGCACCUGGUAGGCAUUAUUAACGUGAUGAUUUUGUAUUUUCCCUGGCUGUAGUCCUACCCUGACUGUUGAGAUGAAAACAAUUUUUAUGAAUCAUGAAAGCUUUCCUCAAUGCUUCAAGAAGGCAGGGAUAUAUCUCAAUUUGAAUACAGAAUGGUUCAAGCCUUCACGUUUUAAAGGAGCAGCUUCUAAGAUGUCUUGAGCUAAAGUUCUCACAGUUGAAAACCAUUCCAGAUCUAGAGUUGCAGAUAGUGUUCACAGACAGUAGUUUGCUUUGUAUGUUGGAUAGCUAGAAUUCAGUAUUUCUUGUGUGAUACAAAGAUAUCAUUUGAUUUUGAAAUGUCUGUUUUCUUAGAGGAAACAACAAAACAAGUAGAUGUCUGUAAUCUACUUGUAGGAGUUGACAUAGGAAAAAAAUGUUCAUUGUUUGAUUGUGUAAGUUUACCUACUCAACCAAAAGUUAACUUGUCACCCACAAAAUCUUUGUGCAAACAGACAUCAGUCAUCUGCGGAUGGCACAGAACGUUGAAAAAUGAGUCACCUGAAAUCCACGUGUUUCCAGCUGAACUAAAAAAUGCCUUGUUUCAGCUCUCAAAAACAAGUGUCCGUUUCAAGGCCUGCUUGUGUCUCACUUUGACAUUCUCGUGCUAUGUGUGUCUGUGAGCGAGUGUGUGUAUGAUUUUACUGUUAAGUGGCCCCUCUGGAGAAAAUGUAAGUUUCAUUUGGGCAUAAGUUAUAGAGCUGUCAGCUGUGGGUUCAGUGUUAACAAUAUAUAUUAAAUAAGGUGUAUUUAGACAGAGACAGAGCUGUGUGUCAGUUGAUGAAAAUGUGGUCAGCUUACAGGUACCUAACCUGUUUCCCCUAGGAGCAGUGAUUCAGUUAUUUACUAGUUUCAGUGUUAGCAAGACUUCAGGAAACAAUCUUCACAGAUGAUAACUGACUAGUGUCUGAUAAAUACAUGGCUGAGCACUCCUGGUGCCUCAAACGGUAAAGAAUUUGCAUGUAUUCGGGAAACCUGGGUUCAGGCUCUGGGUUGGGAAGAUCCCCUGGAGGGAGGGCAUGGCAACCCACUCCAGUAUUGCCUGGAGAGUCUAGGCUCCAGUCCAUGGGGUUGCAAAGAGUCAGACAUGACUGAGCACACCCAGCUUCAGGUAGGAUUUGAAAUGAAGCACUGUGAAGGAUGCUACCGUAUCCUACAAGGCUUACUUAACGGCAGCUUCUAUUGACAGGAGAUGAUAAUGGCUACUUGGAAACUGCUUUUUUAGCCUAGAAUCUCCUUUUCUGUAGCAUGCGCACUAAGUUGCAUGGCUAAAACAAGCUACUGUAUCUUUACAGGAUGCUACCUUUGAUUAUACCUCUGUCAAACCAAUGGAUCACAAAUGAGUGAAAUUUUAGAGAGUACUUUGAAAUUUUCUUACUCUUGAUGUAAAACCAUGGUCCCUAUUAAUUUGCAGUGAGUAAAUGAAGACCUGGAUAGCUGUGCUUAAUAAGUGCAUUUUUCCUGUAAGACCAUUUCUCAUGGAAAUGAUCAGGUUCUGUUCAAUUUUGAAGCCCAGUGGGUGGAGCUGGCCAUCUCUGCCCUGCCCUGAUGGUCUGACGCAUGCUGAUUUGCUGGAGAUCAGUGCCACACAGAUGAGUUCUGGUCUUUUUUCUAGGCUUCACAUUGAAGAUUCUUCACAUUCACAGAGUCAAUUAGACAAUCUUAACUAGUUGAACUUAAAGGGUUUUUAAGUUACUUUGAUAACAUCUCGUGUUGCUUUGUCUUCUCAGCCACCUAGUUGCAAGUGUUAGGUGUAAAAGUGGCAGAAUAAGAAGAACGCUGAUUUUAGGUGUUGCCUUGUUUACUUUUCUGUCUCCACAGUUUUAAGUUUGGGGGCGGAGUAGGGGCGAAUUGUCUUUUCAACAAAGAGUGGUGGUGAUAGUGGUUCAGUCUCUUAAGACUCUUGUGACUCCAUGAUCUGUAGCCCAUUAAGAUCUGUACAUGAUCUGUAGUCCAUGGAAUUUUCCAGGCAAGAACACUGAAAUGAGUUGUCAUGCCCCCCUCUUCCUGGCCCAGGGAUUGAAUCCAGGUCUCCUGCAUUGCAGGUAGAUUUCUUUAGUGACUGAGCCACCACAGAAAGCCCUAACAAAGUUAGAAAAGCAUGCAAUUUACUUUGUUACUGAAAACAUCCCCAGAAAGCCUGAAACAGUUUAUUCAUUUAUUAGCCUAACCUAACAUUCUCCCUAUAGAGAGGAAACUGUUCAUGUUGGAAGGCAAGAAUAUUUUUUUAGAUCCCACAAAAUACAUAGCAAUAAUUGAUAAAGGUAUAUAUGAGCAGGUGGAUAUGUGACUGGUGAUAAAGUUUUGUUUCUAUGUGUUUCCAAUCCCAAGUAAGAAAAAAUGUACUUGGAAUAUCUUAUUCUGAUAUUUAAAUCUAAGUAAAUAUGCCAGACUGACAUCCAAAAAGUCUUUUAAUCGUCCCCCCAGAUGUUAAUAUUUCCCAAACCAUUGAAAUCUGUCUAAGAUACUUUGACCGUUUUUUUGAAGUAACAGCAUAAAAAGUUCUAAAAAUGUAAAAAAAUGAAUCAGAUACUUAAUUGUAUGCUAGACAUGGUUUUUAAAUUUGUUACAGACCUCAUCUUUUGUAAGUAACCACUUAACAAAUGUUGGUGAUUAUUUACAAUACCGAUUAUGAUACAGUGAUAAUUUGGUGGAACAGUUAAUUAUGGGCAACAACAAAAAUUGAAAUGAGUGAGGAAUGGAGAUCGUGUGCACUAAACAGUUAUGGGCACCUGUGUAGAGCAGGGAUUCUUAAGAUGGGCGGAGCAUUUGAAAAAUCAGAAUUUUUUUUAAACAUUGAAAAGCUUGUUUUUGAAUAUUGAGUAUGUGCUACAUGUUGACGUAUCAAGUGAACUCUCCAUGCACUAUCUCAUUCAGUUAUUAAAACCAUCCCUAAGUUAGAUUCAAUCAUAUAUUCUCAUUCUACAGAUGAGGAAAAUUAAAGAAGUUUCAUGACUUGCCCAAAGCACAUAAGUGGUAGUGAAGCUUGGAUUUGAAUCCAGACCUACAGGCUUUACAGUGCAUGCUCUUAGGGACUGUGUAAACUGCCUAUGAACUGUGAAAAAGUGAAGUUCCAUGAAAUCUCAGAUGCUUAGGCUACCUUCAGCUUAGGAGGUGAUGGGAAAUAUCAGUGCUUGAGAGUAAGGUAAAACAAAGAUGCUUUUCUGUUGUCACAUUUUAGGGCAGUCAAAAAACAGGGAAAGAGAAAGUCAUUAUUUAGGAAAAUGAAAAAGGACGUCUUUAACCAACCUGAGCAUAAUUUUAAAUCAAUCCUUUCUUCUGAGCAUCUCGGACUGCCUGGGAACAUCAGACUUUUCUUUUAGCAACACUGUGAUCAUUUUUCUGAGUUUGUUCAUAUUCUAGGUUCUCUUGGAAUUAUAAAUGGACUUAACCAAAACCUUUUAAUUACCCUAAGAGUUUUCAUAAAACUUGUGGAACUAACCUUCUGACCCUGUAUUGUACUUGGGUGCUGUGCGUGCAUGCUAAGUCACUUCAGUCACGUCCAGCUCAUUGUGAUCCUAUGGCCUGUAUCCUGCCAAACUCUGUCCAUAGGAUUCCCAGGCAAGACUGCUGAAAUGGGUUGCCAUUUACUCCCCCAGGGGAUCCCUGGCCCAACAAUCAAACUCCUAUAAAUCUCCUGCACUGGCAGGCAGAUUUUUUUUUUUACCACUGAGCCACCUGGGAACAUACCAACCUUUUCUCAACAGUUAUUAGCAAAUAGAUAAAAUGCUAAUUGGCUGCUGCUAAAGAAGAAAUUUCCAACAAGUUGGGUAUGUUUUAUUUAAAUAACCUGCUGUUAGUAAGUAGCAAAACCAAAUCUAGAACUCCAGGAUCUGUGACUCGAGUCUGUGCUAUUAACUUUCAUUUUAGUUUAGCUUUUAUUUCUCUUGCUAUUCCUUUAUGCUGAAAAAAAUUCAGACAAGAAUUCUUUGUACUUCCUUCCCUAAUUACAUUAAUGGAUAACAACUUUUAAAAACAGAUCACUGAAGUGAUGUCAGAAUCAUGAUGAUCUAAGCCCUUUUCUCUAUCCUUUUGAACAACUAACCAGACCACAAGAGGACAGAAGCGCCUCCAUACAUGACUCCAGAGGACACACCAGCCCACCUGUGCAGAGGUGACAGGUUUUAGUAGGUUGUGGCUCCAAGGGGUAUGAUGAACCUACCCUGCCCACCAUCACUUGCCAUGGACUGGGGGGAAAAGAGCCCGGAGGGUGCAAAACUGGGUGGAUGGUGGAUAUCCACCGGCAAGAGAAAGCUGGUGGAAGUCUGGCCUGCCUGGGGAGAUUCUGUCCAGGGGAGCACAUUGAUUGAAACUGCCCAUCCCGGCCAGGCACCAUAGUAACCAUUUCCAUGAGCUGUUUUAUGACAGGAGAUCCUGGUAAGGAAUACGGAACUAAUAAGCCACCACCAACAGGAAGAGUUCGGGAAAGGUCGAAAGGAGACACCGCGUGUCCAUCCACUUCCCAGAAUCCCUCUCACUAGCAUCCAUCUUGGCUGAGUGAUGCGUGUGCCACCAGGAAAGACUCUGAAUUAGAAUGAUUGGCCAAAGACCACCCGGAAACUAAUCCCAUCACCAUAAAACCGAGACUGGGAGCAGAGCUGUUCUGGGUUCCCUCUACUGCUUUCCACCCAGGUGCCCUUUCCCAAUAAAAUCUCUUGCUUUGUCA
Molecule: messenger RNA, 8426 nt
Organism: Dama dama (fallow deer)
Lineage: Eukaryota; Metazoa; Chordata; Mammalia; Artiodactyla; Cervidae
Gene: PABPC1
Product: poly(A) binding protein cytoplasmic 1
Exons: 15
Coding region: 542-2452 (636 amino acids)
Cellular component (GO): ribonucleoprotein complex
Molecular function (GO): RNA binding
Source: RefSeq, a predicted model, not a curated record